Messenger RNA from Myxocyprinus asiaticus (Chinese sucker), 1293 nucleotides. Its product is annotated as protein mono-ADP-ribosyltransferase PARP11-like. Gene Ontology annotation, molecular function: NAD+ poly-ADP-ribosyltransferase activity. The transcript has 8 exons. Lineage: Eukaryota; Metazoa; Chordata; Actinopteri; Cypriniformes; Catostomidae. The record is from RefSeq and is a predicted model, not a curated record. Bases 190 to 1125 code for a protein of 311 amino acids.
UAUACACAACUUUAUUCCCUCUUUAUCUUUGCGCUUUCAUUUAUUAACAAAAGCUUCGAUGUGGUAGGACGUUACAACACUCAUUGUGUUUGUCAUCGCUCUCAUUCACAAUAAAGACUGAUGUGGUCCAGUCAAAUAUCCUGAACAUUUAAAAAGAAACCACACUGCCUCUUCAACUAUUGCCUGUAAAUGAUGUUAAAUGCGUUGGCUGGUUUGGAACUGGAGGAUGAGGUGGAAUAUAUGGACACAUCUGACACCCCAUGGUACUGGUUUUACAAGGCAGAUUGCGGUGUCUGGCACAGGGUUGAGGACGAGCCAAAGAAUUCCAUGUCCAGUGCUGAGCUGGAGAGAUACUACCUCAAAAACCCAUAUGGGGUUAUUCAAAUAUUCACUUCUGGAGGUCAAUUCAAGAUUGACUUUGCAGCACGCACACAGGUCAACUUGAAAACUGGGCAAACAAGGGGGAUCAAACGCUCUUAUCAGACUGAAUAUGGUUUCAGAUGCCAAUGUGAUGACGUUUUUCCAUCUCCACCUGCAAACUGGGAAAAUGUUGAUCCCAGACAAACUUAUCAGAUAAUACCUUUGAGAAGGGAGACCAGAGAAUAUCAGCAGGUGGAGCGUUUCGUCAGGAAUGAUGGCUUACUGCUGGAACCCAUUAUAUCCAUCAACAGAAUACAAAAUCUGGACCUCUGGGAAUUGUUUCAAAGAAAAAAAAUCCAGUUGAUGAGGAUAAAGGGGCAGUCUGAUAUUGAGGAGCAAAGGCUGUUUCACGGCACAAGCGAAAGAAACCUGCACUUUAUUUGCACAUAUAAUUUUAACUGCAGACUAUCAGACAGGAGAAGAAGGAGCCAUGUAUAUGGCAAAGGAACCUACUUUGCAAAACAUGCAUCAUUUGCUACCAAAUACAGUGAAAUCACCAGCCGUGGAACCAAAGUAAUGCUGCUUGCUCGCGUUAUUGUUGGCAAGUACAAAACAGGAUAUCAGGAUUAUUGCAAACCUGAUGAUGACCAGGAUGAAAACCUACAUGAUAGUUGUGUAGAUGAUACACUUUAUCCAAGGAUUUUUGUUAUCUUUGAUUGCAAUCAGAUAUAUCCUGAGUAUGUGCUUGAGUAUCGCAACAACUGAUCUCUGUAAGAAUGAACACUAGCCAAGGGCGUAGAUUUGGCUCGAACACUGGGAGGGUUACAGUGUGAUGAAUUUACAUGUUUCCAUUGAUCAUGGAAUAAAUAUUGAGGGGGGAUGUACUUGCUUGUUUUGAUUAUUGGGGGGGGGGGGGUUUGCUUUCCCUUGCAA